ACCACGAACAUUACCCAGAGUGUUAUAGAGAGUCAGAGCACGGUGACCUUCCUCCUGCUGUUUGAUACGAUUUCGGCCAAGUAGCGACCAACAUACUUUUCCGCCCUUUUAAGUUCUCACUUCUAUCUCUCUUGUCGCGAAGAUGCAAUCCCUUUAGCAGUCAAGAUUUCUACUGGUUUCGUCUCUAUUCGUCGCCAUUCUAUCAGAAACGUAGACAUCAGGAUUUUGCGAACCAGUGUCACCUAGCCAUUUUUGGUGAUUUGGUCAAAUAUUCAACGAUUGGAUUCUGGAAUUCGAUUACAUUAGCUACAAAGAGCGGGCGGGAGAUAUUUGAGAGGCACAGGAAUGGCGCUUUCGGCUUCGGAUUUGAAUGCGAUAUACUCGUUGCUGACCAAUUCGAUGAGCGGCGAUGAAAGCGUUCGCAAGCCAGCAGAGGCGGCGCUCUCUCAGUUCGAGAGUAGGCAGGGCUUCUGUUCUUGCCUCAUGGAAGUGAUUACUGCAAAGGAUUUAGCGCCUCAGGUUGCCGUUCGAUUGAUGGCGUCGGUGUACUUCAAAAACACUAUUAAUCGUUAUUGGAGAAUCAGACGUGAUUCUGUAGGAAUUAGCAAUGAGGAGAAGUUACAUCUCAGACAAAAAUUGCUGUCACACUUGAGAGAAGAAAACUACCAGAUAGCUGUGAUAUUAGCUGUGCUCAUUUCAAAAAUUGCCCGCGUGGAUUAUCCCAAAGAAUGGCCGGAGCUAUUUUCUGUCUUAGCACAACAGCUUCAGUCAACAGACGUUCUUACUUCUCACAGGAUUUUUCUAAUUAUUUUUCGAACAUUAAAGGAAUUGUCCAUUAAACGCCUACCGGCUGAUCAGAGGAACUUUGCUGAGAUAUCCUCCCAUUUAUUUGAUUAUAGCUGGCGUCUAUGGCAGAACGACAUACAAACCAUAUUGCAUGGUUUCUCUAUGCUUGCUCAGAGCCACAAGUCAAAUGCUUUGGAGCAGCAUCAAGAACUUUAUUUAACAUGUGAGAGGUGGCUGCUGUGUUCAAAAAUAAUACGCCAGUUGGUUACUUCAGGCUUUCCAAGUGAUGCAAAAUGUGUACAGGAGGUUCAACCAGUCAAGCAGGUUUGUCCUGUGCUCUUGAAUGCCAUCAAGUCGCUGCUUCCGUACUAUUCAUCUUUUCAGAAGGGGCAUCCUAAAUUUUGGGAUUUUGUAGAGAGGGCUUGUAUAAAAUUGAUGAAGGUUCUGGUUGCAAUUCAUGUCCGACAUCCUUAUUCAUUUGGUGAUAAGUGUGUGCUUGCGCCUGUCAUGGAUUUCUGUUUGAUUACAAUAACAGAUCCUGAGCCAGUGAUAUUAUCCUAUGAUCAAUUCCUAAUUCAGUGUAUGGUAAUGGUGAAACACAUACUAGAAUGUAAGGAAUAUAAACCAAGCGUCACCGGUCGUGUGAUGGAUGAAACUGGGAUUACAGUAGAGCAGACAAAGAGAGCCAUCUCUAAAAAUGUUGGUGGUAUUCUGGCUUCCGUUUUGCCACCCGAGCGCGUAGUACACCUUUGUAAUGUAUUGAUAAGAAGGUAUUUUGUUCUUACAGCACGUGAUUUGGAGGUAUGGUACCGGAACCCUGAAUCUUUCCAUCAUGAACAGGAUAUGGUUCAAUGGACAGAGAAGCUGAGGCCUUGUGCUGAAGCUUUAUACAUUGUGUUGCUUGAAAACAAUGUCCAACUGCUAGGUCCUAUUGUGGUCUCCAUCCUUCAAGAGGCAAUGAAUGGUUGCCCAACAUCUGUGACUGAAAUCACUCCGGGCCUGCUACUUAAGGAUGCUGCUUACGGUGCUGCUGGAUAUGUUUACUAUGAGCUCUCAAACUACCUGAGCUUCAAAGAUUGGUUUAAUGGUGCUUUAUCAUUUGAACUCUCCAAUGAUCAUCCGAAUUUGCGCUUUAUCCAUCGGAAAGUUGCAAUGAUUUUGGGACAGUGGGUUUCUGAGGUUAAAGAUGACACAAACAGACAAGUUUAUUGUGCUUUGAUCAGAUUGCUACAGAACAAAGACCUAUCUGUCAGGUUGGCAGCUUGUCGAUCUUUAUGUUCACAUAUAGAAGAUGCAAAAUUUUCUGAACAAGACUCUAGUGAUCUUCUUCCUACUACUUGGGAUUCGUGUUUUAAGUUGGUUGAGGAAGUUGAAGAGUUCGACUCAAAGGUUCAGGUAUUGAAUUUGAUAUCUGUUCUUAUUGAACGUGUCAGUGAAGUCAUUCCAUUUGCAAACAAGUUGGUGCAAUUCUUUCAGAAGGUCUGGGAGGAGUCUUCGGGUGAGAGCCUGCUGCAGAUGCAGCUUCUUAUUGCUCUGCAGAACUUUGUAGUUGCACUUGGCUAUCAGUCACCAAGUUGCUACAACAUGCUGCUGCCCAUCAUCCAGAAGGGAAUUGAUAUUAAUAGCCCAGAUGAACUCAAUCUUCUAGAAGAUAGCAUGCUGUUGUGGGAAGCCACCCUUUCUCAUGCCCCUGAAAUGGUGCCUCAACUACUGGCAUACUUUCCUUGUCUGGUUGAGAUCAUGGAAAGAAGUUUUGAUCACUUACAGGUUGCUGUCAAUAUCAUCGAGGGGUACAUUGUUUUGGGUGGAUCUGACUUUCUUAGCGUGCAUGCGUCUGCUCUUGCUAAGCUCCUUGAUCUGAUUGUUGGAAAUGUUAAUGAUAAAGGACUGCUCAUAACUCUUCCUGUCGUUGAUAUUCUAGUACAGUGUUUCCCAAUAGAAGUGCCCCCAUUGAUUAACAGUACCUUACAAAAAUUAGUUGUUAUUUGCUUAAGUGGAGGAGAUGACCGUGAUCCUUCUAAGGCAGCUAUUAAAGCAUCUUCUGCUGCUAUCCUGGCUAGGAUUUUGGUGAUGAAUACGAAUUACCUUGCACAAGUAGCAUCAGAUCCAUCGCUUUCGGUACUCGUACAGCAGGCUGGUGUCCCUAUAGAAGAAAAUAUACUUCUAUGUCUAGUUGACGUAUGGAUUGACAAGGUAGACAAUGUCUCUUCCACUCAAAGAAAGAUAUUUGGUUUAGCCCUUUCUAUCAUCCUUACAUUAAGGCUGCCUCAAGUUCUUGAUAAACUUGAUCAGAUCCUUAGCGUAUGUACUGGUGUAAUUUCGGGUGUGAAUGAUGACUUAGCUGAAGAAGAGUCGAGUGGUGAUAACAUGAGCUCCAGCAGCUUCCAUGGUGAGAGCACUAUUCCGAGUAAAGAGUUCAGAUGUAGACAGAUUAAGUUUUCAGACCCUAUCAACCAGUUAUCUCUAGAGAAUUCUGUGAGAGACAACCUUCAAACAUGUGCUGCUCUUCAUGGAGAAUUUUUUAGUUCAGCUAUUGGUAAAAUGCAUCCUGCAUUAUUUGCUCAAGUGAAGCAGGCUUUGAAGAUGCCAUAGUCAUUGAAGUCACUCUUUGUUGUAAUCUUUCUGUGUUCUCGUGCUUGGAGACCUUCAGGCUUUCGUACUUUUCCAUGCUUGAGAGGAUAUGCGGUUACAUUGAUGUUUCUUUGAGGUGUUCUGCCAGGUGGGUUGAUGAUUUCUAAAUUCUUUGUAUUUCUUGUACCACUGUUUUGAGUGAUGGGUGCUCAUUUCAUUAUUCACACGUUCGAUUUGUAUAUGUCGGGACGCUGUAUAUAGCUUGCCGAUCCUUCCAUGUCUUGUUUUUCUUCGGCACAGAAGGGUUGCAGCAAUUGAGUUAAUAGGUUUUAUUGUCAAUCACCUAUUGGGCUUGAAAUUAUACCAGAGACGGAAGCGCAAUGUGCAUGGCGUUUUUGAAAUUUUACAAGAGGGGAAGUAAUGUGCAUGGUGUUUUUGUAGCGGGGAUCAAAAUAUUUGUCUUUUCUGUUUAUUAUUUUGUUAUAAAUUCCUCUCACUGAAAAAAAAAAUUGAGGACAAUGGCAUACAUGGAUUUUUACCUCG
This is a messenger RNA of Tripterygium wilfordii, 3900 nucleotides long. Its product is annotated as importin-11-like. Gene Ontology annotation, biological process: protein import into nucleus. Bases 346 to 3378 code for a protein of 1010 amino acids. The record is from RefSeq and is a predicted model, not a curated record. The transcript is spliced from 24 exons. Gene Ontology annotation, molecular function: small GTPase binding. NCBI's taxonomy places the organism in Eukaryota, Viridiplantae, Streptophyta, Magnoliopsida, Celastrales, Celastraceae. Gene Ontology annotation, cellular component: nuclear envelope; cytosol.